CCUAACCUUAACCAUAAUCCAACAUAUUUGAAGAUCAAGCAAGUUUCGAGUUAAAUUUUUGAAAAUAUUAAUUGUUAACGAAUUAUGAAUAUGUCAGCGUGGAGUAACGCAGAAAUAUUUGAAUUUAUCGAUUUAUAUAAACAAGAACCAUGUAUAUGGAAUCCAUAUCACGAAAAUAAUAAAAAAAGGGACAAGAUUUACGAAGCUUGGAGCCGUAUAGCUAAUGCUAUUGAUAUUCCAGUGUCUGAGCUAAAAAAGAAGAAAGAGUCUCUAAUGUCACAAUUUAGAAGAAUUAAAAAUCUAAAAAAUAAAUCUAUUAUAGAACAUGAAAAUGGAGGUGAAAUUUAUAAACCAACGUGGAUUUUCUAUGAACCGUUAGAAAGCUUCUUAAAAGAUGUGUAUGAAUGCAAGGAUUUCCAAACAGAUGAAGAUGCGUCUUUUCAGGUAAUAACACAAUUUGACUCCGAAGGUAGUGUGGAUGAAGAACAUGAGACGAAAAUAAACAGUACAAGACAAAAACGUCAUUAUGCUAAAGCGCCAAAAUUUGAAGAGGUAAAUACACCGGUAAAUUCUAAUGGUGCCUUCUCCGACGCAGAACAUGAAUCAAAAGUAAAUAUUGCAAGGCUAAAACGUCUCUAUGCUACUCCGUCAGAACCUCAAAAAGCUCGCAAUUCACCACAAAUACUAGAAGUACAUUCAGAGUCAAAUUUAAAUAGUGCGUUAUCUGCUCUAAAUGCUACAUUGCAUACUAUGCAGAAUAAAUAUGAAACAGAAGAUGAGUGUGAUUUGUAUGGUAGCCUUCUUGCUAAAAAAUUAAAACGAUUUUCGGAAACAGAAAGACAAGAAUUAAUGUACGAAAUUGAUGGUUUAUUAUUACAGAAACAUCAUGCUAAAAGUUGAUAGAUAUUGAAAUCCAAAUAAUACCGAUUUUGGUGCCUUUUCGUUCCGAAGUUCCGGUUACAGGGAGUAUGAUUUUUUUCUAGAAAAUACUAAAAUAGUCACCCAGUCUGUCUACAUUUUGAAAUGUAAAGAAAGGUGAUCAGCGUUGGUAGAAUUUUAAGUAAACUUAAAAUUUUACCUCUAAGAGUUGUUGAGUAAAAAUUUAAAUAUCCAAUUGUUUUUUUGGAAUUCGAUCCAUCUGUUUUGGGAAAAGUUGUUCAG
This is a messenger RNA of Chrysoperla carnea, 1161 nucleotides long. RefSeq lists its product as uncharacterized. The transcript has 3 exons. The coding region runs from base 85 to 900 and encodes 271 amino acids. Lineage: Eukaryota; Metazoa; Arthropoda; Insecta; Neuroptera; Chrysopidae. The record is from RefSeq and is a predicted model, not a curated record.